Vitis vinifera (wine grape) is the source of this 809-nucleotide messenger RNA. RefSeq names its product anthocyanidin 3-O-glucosyltransferase 6-like. The transcript has a single exon. Gene Ontology annotation, molecular function: UDP-glycosyltransferase activity. Lineage: Eukaryota; Viridiplantae; Streptophyta; Magnoliopsida; Vitales; Vitaceae. The record is from RefSeq and is a predicted model, not a curated record. The coding region runs from base 16 to 798 and encodes 260 amino acids.
UGAUUGAUGUGACCGAUGAGUUUGGGGUGCCUUCCUAUCUCUUCUUCCCUCCCAGUGCUGCUUUUCUUGGCUUCCUGUUGCAUCUGGCAGUUCCUCCAUGAUUAUGAGGGCUUGGAUAUUAAUGAGUUCAAGGACUCGGAUGCUGAGUUGGAGGUUCCAAGUUUUGCUAACUCAGUUCCGGGUAAGGCCUUUCCUUCUUUGAUGAUUGACAAGGAAAGUGGAGGGGCCGAGAUGCUUCUUCAUCACACGAGGAGAUUCAGACACGUCAAGGGUAUUCUGGUAAAUACAUUUAUUGAGCUUGAAUCACAUGCUAUUCAAUCACUUUCUGGCAGUACAGUACCCGUAGUGUAUCCGGUUGGACCCAUACUCAACACCCGAAGGGGAUCUGAUGGGGGUCAACAAGAUGCUAGUGCCAUCAUGAGCUGGCUUGAUGAUCAGCCUCCAUCAUCCGUGGUUUUCCUGUGCUUCGGGAGCAUGGGAAGCUUUGGUGCGGAUCAAAUCAAGGAGAUAUCACAUGCGUUAGAGCACAGUCGGCAUCGCUUCUUGUGGUCCCUUCGCCAACCUCCCCCAAAGGGUAAAGUGAUUACAAGCGACUAUGAAAAUAUUGAGCAAGUUCUACCAGAAGGAUUUUUACAUCGGACGGCUAGAAUUGGAAAGGUGAUUGGAUGGGCUCCACAAAUAGCGGUUUUAGCCCACUCAGCUGUUGAAGGAUUUGUAUCUCAUUGUGGAUGGAAUUCUUUACUAGAAAGCAUAUGGUAUCGUGUUCCAGUAGCCACAUGGCCAAUAUAUGCAGAAUAACAAAUCAACGC